GGUCAAUUUGUAAAUAUGGAUGGGUUAUCCGGUGAUUUACAACAAUUUCCUCAAGAGUAUAGAAUGGAAGGGGGAAGCAUGGAAAGAGCAGCCAUGGCAGCAGUGGAAGAAGCAAAGAAAAGAUGCAGUGCUCUUACACAACGAAUCAUUCACUCCGAGAAACUCUCCAAUUUAUCAUCAAAAACUACCCUUCUCAAACUAAUCCAAUCCGAGCUCUCUUUUCUUCACCGCCUCUCUCAUCCCUUUCCUUCUUCCCCUCUCAGUGUCAAUAUUGGGCAUCUGGAGGCAGUUGUGCACGUUCUUCAGCAGCCAUUCGUAACUGGGGUAUCGCGCGUUUGCAAGCCUAUUGUUCUGUCGCCUUCGAAAAGGAUCUAUGUUGAUAUCGUAUGUAGUUUGAAUGGAAACCCUGUGUGGUUUGUUGUCUCGGAUAGGAACCCCAGAUAUAUUUUUUGGGACAGAAACGAAGGUUUAAAGACACGAAUUCGAUUACUACUUGAGGCGGCAAACGAGUCUCCUGUAACGCUAAGGCCAUCUUCUAUCAUCUUCUUCUUUGCUAAUGGACUUGAUGAUGGCGAUAGUCAAAAAUUCAGGGAUGAAUUUGGAGCCACUAAAUUAGAACUUGAGUCAUUUUCGUAUGAAGAGUUAGAAUUAGAGGAAGACUGGACAAGUGUGAAUCUAAUUGGAAGGUCAUUCCCAAAGUCUUGUGUUCUUCAAAUAAGGGUAGAAACAGAUGGCUUUGGGAUGAAUGACAAACAUCUUUUGGAUUCUGCAGGGAAAGAUAUCCUAUCCUCUUGCAAGAAGCACAUUGAGUCCUGUGGUUCGAAUUUGGGCACGUCUUUCUGUUCUCUGGUUUCUGGAUUGAAAUGCUGCUGCUGCCCUUUGGAUAUGUAUACUGGGCUUGAGGAAGGGUUAUCAAAGGAGUUGUUUGAUGGGAUUGGAGCCAAAUUAGUUAAUUUUGAUACGACAGCAAUGAUUGCUAUCGUGUCAGGAAUCAGUAAUGGAGGGACUGAGAAACUUUUGGCUAAACCAGAGAGCGAAUUGAGGGGUCGAUUUAAAGGCAACUAUGAGUUCGUGAUUGCACAGGUCAACUCCGAAAUACAGAACCCGAUCCAUGGGGAACUGGCUGGUGUAAUAUCAGGAAAGAUAGGUAUUAUAUGUGAAAGCGUUCAUUCAGAAUUUGAGGAGCUUAUCUCAAUGUGCGGUGGUCCUAAUGAGAUAUCAAGAGCCAACCACUUUCUGAAGUUCCUCAAGGUAGUGCCUGAUUGUGCUUCAACACGAUUGAUGAACCUUCCGACGACCAGAAAAAUGGCCUUGAAAAACAAGGUAGUUUUUGGUACUGGAGACUACUGGCAUGCUCCUACUGUAACUGCAAACAUGGCUUUCGUCAGAGCUGUUUCACAGACAGGAAUGUCUCUGUUUGUAGUAGAGCAUAGACCACGGGCACUAAUUGGCGACUAGCAUCUAACUCCUAUGCAAACAGAAAAUCAUAUAUGUUAGAAGAGCAGUAAACCACAUCUCCAUUGUUUCAUCCAUUGUAUGUUCUGCACGGAAUUUAUGGUCACUUGGUGCUAAUCAUAUACCAUCCUCUGGGAAUCAUUUGUUUUUCUUGCUUUGUUGACUGGAUAUCUCGUUGCAUCGCCAGGGUUAUAACAUGUUGCAUCUAGCCAGAGAAGGAUGCUAUACUUUUUGACCAGCAUUACCUACCUUAUUUCUUUGUAAGAUAGGUUCAUUAUGUUGUACAUUUUCAUGGGACAUAGUUUGUGGUUCGUUGAAUAGUUUAGCUCUUCUGGAAUUGCAACCACAAUGGAACUCGGUAUGUUUCUGAUUUUUAUUAUUUAGUUUUUCCUUUGUUCUAUGCAUAGAAGCACUCCUUGUAAUCUUCUUCUAUGUGGUACUAAUAAAAUUCCCUUUAUUCUCUAUAAAAUAUAGAACGGAUCCUCAAGUCUUUUUCA
Molecule: messenger RNA, 1952 nt
Organism: Olea europaea var. sylvestris
Lineage: Eukaryota; Viridiplantae; Streptophyta; Magnoliopsida; Lamiales; Oleaceae
Product: UPF0415 protein C7orf25 homolog
Exons: 4
Coding region: 16-1458 (480 amino acids)
Source: RefSeq, a predicted model, not a curated record